CUCGCGCUUCCCGCCCCCCUCGGCUCACCACGUCGCCAAGAGCAGAAGAGCAUCAAAGCAAACCUCGCCCUCGCCACCCUCGAGGUCACUGCGGCCGCUUCAUCUCCCCCGGACCUCCUCCUCUCCCCUCUCUGCCGGCCAGCAGCACCCUGACCUCUCCACCCCACCCAGCGCCAUGUCGUCCGACUCUUCGGGCGCUGGUCGCUCCCUCCCACCCUCGCUGCUGAUCAUCGCCACCAUAUCCUCCCUCUCAGCAACGCUCCUCUCCCUCUUCUCCAUCUACACUCACCUCAAACGAUACCUCAAACCUCACCUCCAACGUCACGUCAUUCGUCUCAUCCUCAUCGUUCCCAUCUACUCCACCUCCUCACUCAUUGGACUCUUCUCUCUCCCUGCAGCAUUUCUGAUUGACCUCAUUAGGGACCUGUACGAGGCAUUUGCCAUCUAUAGCUUCUUUGAGCUACUCGUAGCCUACCUGGGAGGAGAGAGGAGUACACUCAUCCUACUCGUGGGGAGGAAGCCCAUUGAGCAUCCUUGGCCGUUCAAGCUGGUGCUCAGGGAGCUGGAUUUGAGCGAUCCUUAUACCUUUCUGGCCAUCAAGAGGGGUGUACUGCAAUAUGUGCAAAUCAAGCCCAUCCUCGCAGCUUCGACGGUCAUCCUUAAGUCCUUUGGCAAGUACCAAGAGGGAGAGUUCAAGGCCAACAAUGGGUACACCUACAUCUCCACCGUAUAUAACAUCUCCAUCUUCCUCUCCCUCUACUGUCUUGCGCUCUUCUGGUCCGCCCUCUCCUCUGAGCUGGCCCCAUUCAGGCCCACGAGCAAAUUCCUUACCGUCAAGGGCGUUGUAUUUGCGACCUUUUGGCAGGGAUGGGCUAUCAGCGUCCUUGUCGCUGCGGGCAUCGUCAAGAGCAUCGGACCCAUCUCGGACACAGACUUCCUGCGUCUGGGUCUACAAGACCUUCUCCUCACCCUAGAAAUGCCCCUCUUUGCCUUGGGACACAUGUACGCCUUCUCACCCAGCGACUACGUCGACACAUGGGCCACCCAUCAAGCUCGCUUGCCCAUCCUGUAUGCCCUGCGAGACUCGCUUGGAGGGCGGGAUGUAACCGAAGACAUCAAGGGUACCAUGAGAGGGACCGGCUAUGGCUAUGCCCGAUUCGAGCCGGCGCGAGGAGCUGUUCAUCAGGGCGUGGCCAGAAGCAGGAGACUUCACGCCGGUCUGAGGUAUACUCAGGGUGGAAAGGGCAAGUACUUCCUUCCCACUAAUGGGCUAAACACGACCAGCAACGGCGGUGGAGUGGCUCCUCUGGUAGAAGGCAGCCGCAUCGAGGGUCCCUUUGCUGCUAUGCGCAGAUGGAUGGAGGACAAGCGCAUGAGGGACGAGGGCUACGCUCCCCUCAGUGCCGAAGAGGCUGCGCAAGUCCUCCAUGACAAUUCCGAUCAGGAAGACGACGAGCAGGAGGGGAGCGGAAGCAUGCUCGACCCACUACGCAGCAAUCUCGAGGGAGGCAAAGACGUCGAUGGCAAGACUGCUCGCCGGCGGAAGGCAGAGGGAGCUGCGAUGAAGCUGGGCUAUCAGCUCGAGGCGGGUCUCCUCUUCUUCUCUGACCACCCAGAUAGGAGAGGUCAUAGCGGAGACAGUGUUGUUUCUCUCGACUUUCACUCGCCGCCUUCCAAUGUUUCGGAAGAGGAGGGCUACGAGAAGGCCCGCAAGCUCGAUUAUGGCGACUAUGCUUUCCCUACCAUUGCCUGCAAUCGCGCGGGGCACUUUGAUGAGGAGAGAGGCCGAGGAGAACAGCAAGCUCUCCUCGGUCGCUCAAAGGGGAAGAGUGGCAAUGGCAGUCGCGAGCGCAGGCGGAGGGUCGAAGGCUGGUUGGAGCGGAUGAGACACGCUGUUGCUAGAGAGGACAGUGAUGAAGAGGCAGCAGAUGAAACGGUAGACGAUGCUGGUGAGGGUGAGGGUGAGGGCGAGACUACGGGCGCAGAAGAUGAAGUGACUGCCAAGGGCAAGAAGAGAAAGAGCAUCAGCGGCGAUGAAGGGAGGAAGAAGGCGAAGCAGGGUGAAGAUGGUAAGAAGAAGGAGACUGUCAAGAAGAGCGUCUGGGGUGGAUGGGCUGAUGGGGAUGACGAGGGAGAAGAGGGCGCAAAGGACGCAGCGGACGCUUCUGGCAAGGAAUCUUCCGCGAAGAGCGACCGAAAGUCCAAGAGCAAGUCUUCCUCGAGCAAAAAGGGCAAGGCGGGCAAAGACAAGUCCAAAUCCAGCAAGAAAGCCUCUUCCUCUUCGAACGGCAAGAUCACCAGCCCUGUAGCAGACGAGGGAGACCAAGCAGACGAAGCAGGCGCAGUCGAUCUGAUUAUCUCCGAUCCCAUCCAAGAAGAACGCGAGAUGGCACGCGAGCGUCGUCGGGGCGACACGGCCUCGCGUGUAGGUGGGGGAGACGGGCACGGGGGCUUAGGCAAGAAGCGCGUCUUUAGAAAAGUCUGGACUGCUGCCGACGGCCAAAAGAAGACUGCUCUUGUGGAGGCGUCUGUAGAUCCGAAGGGGGAGGGGAAAGAGGGGGAUCUGCUCAAAGACGCGCAGGGCGAUAUCCAGGAGAACCCUGCUGAGGGUAGUGAUGGCAAGAUCAAGGAGGGGGUGGUGGUCAUCUCCGACGAGCCGCCACCCGGGACGGGAGGCGAUCUGGGCCAAGUGGCCGUACAAGUCACACCGCCUAUUGCACUCGCCUCUUCCCCGUCCAAUGGGGCUUCAUCCUCCUCCUCUCCUUCCUCUUCGGGAUCUGACGACGAGUCUCGUCCCGCCUCCGCCUCCAAGGGCUCUGCUGCUCGCCGCCAGAAAGCAGGCAAGGAGGAUACCGCUCGUCGUCAAGAGAAGAGUGACGCAUCCAAUCCUGCUCCGGACAGUAAGAACAAGACUGCUGGUGAUCCCAACCAACCUUCUGGCAAUGACCACGAUCAGCUAUUGGAAGAGGGUGCUACUCCUGCCCCUCCUUCUGCUCCUGAGAGGAGGAGAGAGGAGGAGAGUGAGAGUGAGAGGGAAGAAGGGGACGCAAAGGUUAGAGAAGAAGCAGAGGAGAGGGUGAAGGAGGCAGAUCGGCAAAUGCCCGUUUAUCAGAGACAUGAUUGGGGAGAUGUGGGCGGGGAUGAUAGUGUAGAUGGGGGUCGGAACCCUUGGACCUGAGGCAAGGCGGGCGAGCUGGGGAGAAGAGGUAGUGUGAAGUUGAAUAGAAGGAACGAGCUGCCAUAUGCUCAUCAUUUCAUUCUAGAUCAAUCCCUUGUACUAUAGCAAUAGCAACCUUGACAGUGACAGUCACUUGACAAACAUUAGCAAAGACCUUUUCG
Microstroma glucosiphilum is the source of this 3339-nucleotide messenger RNA. Its product is annotated as DUF300-domain-containing protein. Bases 176 to 3178 code for a protein of 1000 amino acids. The record is from RefSeq and is a predicted model, not a curated record. Gene Ontology annotation, biological process: transport. Lineage: Eukaryota; Fungi; Basidiomycota; Exobasidiomycetes; Microstromatales; Microstromataceae. The transcript has 4 exons. Gene Ontology annotation, molecular function: transporter activity.